Ectocarpus siliculosus is the source of this 998-nucleotide messenger RNA. The record is from the annotation of a GenBank genome assembly. NCBI's taxonomy places the organism in Eukaryota, Phaeophyceae, Ectocarpales, Ectocarpaceae.
AUGCACCCUAGACACCUCGGCGGCCCGCCAUCGGCCGCUGGCGUGGCUGGAGGACAGCGCGGGAUGCCCAGCCCGCGAAGCGGACCGGUGGGCGCCGCUGGGCGCGGGCCUCCUCCCCCCAUGCGACUUCUCCCUCAAAACGGCGGCGGGGUCGGCGGGCCCUGCCGCAGACCCGAUCACCUGAUGGUUGGCCCUCUCGGCGACCCCAUGUUCGGGGGCUCACCUGGCACGUGCGGCGGUGGCAUGGGGCUGGGUGGCGGCGGCGGCGGCGGCGGAGAGGGAGGAAGCCUGGGCAUGGAAACGGUUUCAAGGGUUUUGAUUCCCAACUGCAAGAUCGGGGCUGUCAUCGGCAAAGGAGGAGCCAUAAUCAAGCACAUUCGCGAGGUGUCCGGGGCCAAGGUUACGAUCAGCGACAGCUGCACGGGCCUCCACGGCGACUCGGACGACCGCAUGGUGACCGCCGCCGGCACCUUCAACUCCGUGCAGCUCGCCUUCACCCACAUCCUCAGCCACGCGGGGGCCGUGGGCCCCGACGCGGACCCGGUCAUGGGCCUCGCCGGCGGCGACCCCGACUGCGUCGCCAACUCGUUCCGCCUCCUCAUCCCCAACGUCAAGGCCGGGGGGCUCAUCGGCCGCGGCGGCUGCACGAUCAAGGCCAUCCGGGAGCAGAGCGGCGCGCGGAUCGAGAUCUCGAGCCACGCCUUCCACUUCCACCCGGUGCACGGGCCCCUGCCCGCUCCGCCGCACCACCCGCCGACCCCCCAGGCUGGCGGUCCUGGACCGGGAGGCCCGCAGUCGUCGUCGAUUCACGGCGGGCUUCCUAAUGGUGACGGUGGACCGCGUGGCGGUGGUCCCGGGGUUGGCGGCAGCAGCAACAACAACGGGUUCGGAGGCGGCGGGGGUCCGGCUGAACGAGAGGGCGGCCCGCCCGCCGGCAUCCCGCUCCCGCUCCCGAUGCUGAUGGACCGCGUCAUGACCGCGAUGGGGAGCUACAACGC